Messenger RNA from Nicotiana attenuata, 1620 nucleotides. Its product is annotated as BTB/POZ and TAZ domain-containing protein 4. NCBI's taxonomy places the organism in Eukaryota, Viridiplantae, Streptophyta, Magnoliopsida, Solanales, Solanaceae. The record is from RefSeq and is a predicted model, not a curated record. Gene Ontology annotation, molecular function: protein binding. The transcript is spliced from 7 exons. The coding region runs from base 287 to 1426 and encodes 379 amino acids.
ACCCCCACCUUCAUUUCCAAUCUCCUAUUCUUUCUCCCUCUCUAUUUCCUUUUGAUCCAAUCUCCCAAUUGUUGCCAGAAGAGUCUGGCAUUAUUUUGCUGGUGAAGGCAGGCAUUGUCAAUAAUUAAGGACUGCUGCCAAAUCGUCUUAUUUUUGUAACAAUUGGGGUUUUGAAAGGUUAACAAUUUUGAGAUCAAAGGGGGUUGUGAGAACCAGGAAGCUGUUUCCCUUAAUUUCUUCAUAUUGUCCUCCGGUCGGGUAAUUAACAAGAAGGAUCAUUAAGCGAAUGAACAGUAGAAAUGAGGAAUCUCCGCGGGUGAGAGCCUUGCCAAACCCGCCUCCAUUGCCAGUGUCUUUCACAAAUAGCCGGCAGGAGAUCAAAUUUGUAACGAGGAAAUCAGCAGUGAGAAAAUACUGCUGCACGCCUAGUGCUACAAAGAAUACGUGGGAUUGCCUCUUUGAUGAAGGUUACAGAGCUGACGUCUCUAUCAAUACAGAUAACGGUGGCAUCCUCUAUGCGCAUGCUAGUAUUUUGGGAAUGAAUUCUCCAGUAUUUAAAAGCAUGUUGAGUUUGAAACAAUCAAGAGCACGUGGUUGUCGUGGUCAUCAGCGAUCCAUCUCGAUAAGUGGGGUUCCACCUGAGGCUGUUCAAGUUUUCAUCAGAUUCUUAUAUUCUUCCAGGUAUGAGGAAGAAAAAAUGAAGGAACAUGGGCUGAGUCUAUUGGUGCUAUCACAUGCAUAUGCGGUCCCUCACCUAAAGCGAGAAUGUGAGCUGCAGCUGGAGCAAAGAUUGACCACGGAAAAUGUGGUUGAUAUCUUCCAGUUGGCACUCUUGUGUGAUGCCUCUCGGCUUAGCCUUCUUUGUCACCGUUUUAUGCUGAAGCAUCUUAAGCCAGUAUCCGCCACAGAAGGGUGGAAUGCCAUGAAACAAAGCCACCCUGUGCUUGAAAGACAGAUUUUGAGAUCUGUAAUUGAUGAGGAUAUGAGGGAGAAGGAAAGGGUGAGAAAGAACAACGAGAGGAAAAUCUAUAUGCAGUUGUAUGAGGCAAUGGAAGCUUUGGUUCACAUAUGCAAAGAUGGUUGUCGUACCAUUGGUCCACACGAUAAGGUUCUGAAAGAGGAUCAAGAACCAUGCCAGUAUGCAGCGUGCAAGGGGCUAGAAUUGCUCAUUCGUCACUUUGCCGGGUGUAAGUUGAGAGUCCCUGGUGGCUGUAUCCACUGCAAGAGAAUGUGGCAAGUUUUGGAAUUGCAUUCUCGCCUUUGUGCCAAUUCGGAUGUUUGUCGGGUUCCUUUGUGCAGGAAUUUUAAGCAAAAGAGAAGAAAACAGAACAAGAAGGAUGAAAUGAAAUGGAGAAUAUUGGUGAGAAAGAUAGUGAGAUCCAAGAGCAUUUCUGGAGCUCCAUUCUUCUCAUUUGAAUCCACAUAAUUUGCAAUACAACCAAUCACUGUUGCACCUUAUUGAAUUCAUUCUUUAAUUAGAUAAAAUUCAUUGUAACUUUUACUACUAAAUUGGAAUUUUGUGGCAAGCUGUACUUCUACAAUGUAAUUUAUACAACUCACUGUAACUAUGUAUUAAGAUCAAUGCACAAAUACAGUAGUCAGCUAACUUGAGUUCGAUAA